This is a messenger RNA of Epithele typhae, 405 nucleotides long. RefSeq lists its product as uncharacterized. Lineage: Eukaryota; Fungi; Basidiomycota; Agaricomycetes; Polyporales; Epitheliaceae. Bases 1 to 405 code for a protein of 134 amino acids. The record is from RefSeq and is a predicted model, not a curated record. The transcript is spliced from 3 exons.
AUGUCCGUCCUGCCGUUUGCAACGCAGGCCUCUCUGAAGAAGAAAUCCAUCGGCGCAAGAAAUUUCGAGUAUCAAGUGAGGAAGCUACUCCCCGCGAGUCGGCUGCCCGAUUGUCUCAACCCUCUACGCACCCUUGCCUCUCCCCGGGACCUCCCCCUUUGCUGGUUUGGCGUGCCACUCCGUCGAGACAUCUUUUUCAAGGGCGCUAUCAAGCUCGGCGUCGCGAAGAAGAUACCGGGAACGGAGGACUGGCUUUGGCCCCACAGCUUCUACGCGCUCCGCGACGCUUUCGAGAAGGUGAGAGGCGUGUACUUCGACAUGGAACAAGUCUGGGGCGCGUCCGCUCGCCACCCGCAGAAGCCCAUCGUCGCGUUUUUCUCGAACCGAGCGAUGAAGCCCGCGUGA